Cylas formicarius (sweet potato weevil) is the source of this 1008-nucleotide messenger RNA. Its product is annotated as transcription factor ETV7-like. The transcript is spliced from 3 exons. NCBI's taxonomy places the organism in Eukaryota, Metazoa, Arthropoda, Insecta, Coleoptera, Brentidae. Gene Ontology annotation, molecular function: sequence-specific DNA binding. Bases 200 to 535 code for a protein of 111 amino acids. The record is from RefSeq and is a predicted model, not a curated record.
UGCACGUGGCGGUUGGGUUCAGACGUCGUAGUCGCAGUGUGUCAGAAUCAGUUCGCGCUUUUAUAGAUUUCGGUUUUAUUUUGAAGAUCCGAGAGGAGCUUUGAUUUUUUUCGACGCGUCGCAUUGUCUUGGAGCAUCAAAGGUGUCACUGACAUAACUCCAACUGUCCAAAAUAGGCUAUUACAACAGGAGGAUCAAAAUGGCGCUUCGAACAGCUGAGGGACCAAUCAGAUACGAGUGGGAUAGAUUUCCAGCUUACAGGAACUCACCGUCACCUUCCGCAUCCUACGAUAAUGAUGAUAAUCUUCCCAAAGAUCCCAGACAGUGGACCAGAGAACACGUAUUGCAAUGGUUGAGGCACAUAACCACAGUUCAUGGAUUACCAGACGUACCUUCUUCGAGGUUCCUUAUGAACGGAAAAGCUUUGUGUUUGAUGUCGCCCGGUAUGUUCCUGUCCCGAGUGCCUUUAGGUGGCAAACUGCUUUACAAAGACUUCCAGUUGAGGUUAUGCGCUGCAAUGUACUCCAGAAAUUAAGACUAUACUGUUAUAGUGGUUACUUAUCUGUGUUAUUAUCGAAGAAGGGCAUUUGGCUACGAUUUUCAUCGUUUUUCCUACAAUUUAAGUGAGAUGGAAUGUUAUGGCGGCUAGUACUGGCAGCCGUUUUAAUUGACAGUUGGACAUUGUUCCAUGAAUGCUGUAAUCUACCUCAACAUGUUUUUUUUAUGCAGUUACAAAUUAGCCAAAAUUUGCUUCUCACUCAGUAGGAAAAUUUCAAAUAUGUUACAACGCAAAUAGCUUAUUUUUUUAAUAUGGUUGUCGGUGUAAAUAUAAUUUGUAGAUGGCAGCACUUCUGUAUAUUUUAGUUUCAUAAACGCUAUCAUAGAAUCUUGUAGACUGAUUUGUUAAAUGAAUGUUUGUAUAUUUUUGCUAGUCAUGUACAUAUUUAUACAUAAUUCGGAAAAAUUAUUUAAUUUUAUAUUGUAUAUUUUGAGAUGUUUGAAAUAAAA